GGAUGCUAUACAGACAGCACUUCUUCCAGGACCCUUUCUUCAUACUCUACCUCUAGCUCCUCAAAUACGCCGACAUGGUGCAUCGAUACUUGCGCUUCGAGGGGGUAUUCACUGGCGGGCGUGGAGUAUUCAUGGGAAUGUUAUUGUGCGAAUAGCAUGGUCGUCAGUACUACGACUGGCCAAGCGGCACCAGGCUCUGAUUGCUCUUCGAAUUGCGCCGGGGACCCAGCUCUCAACUGCGGGGGAAAUAGUCGGAUUUACAUAUAUCAACUUUCUUCGUCUACUACCACUUCUACGACUUCGUCCGCUUCUCCAACGCUGAGUGCCAGUUAUACCAGUUUGGGUUGUUACGUCGAUUCUUCGACUCGGCUUCUGUCAGGUGCUUCGACGAAUUUUCCCACCACUGACUCGCCAUCUGUAUGCGGAGCGUACUGUAAUCAACGCUCAUUCGCUUAUUUCGGGGUUGAAUAUGCUUCUGAAUGUUAUUGCGGAAAUGCACUGAGUGCACAGUCGGCGCCUUCAUCGGAUUGUAAUUCCCCGUGUUCGGGGAAUUCUGCAAUCUCAUGUGGUGGGACUUGGAGAAUCAACAUUUAUUCUGUUGGUGGGAGCUCAACUACGACUACGACUACGACUCCAACAACGACCUCUACGACGACGACGACGUCCACUACUUCCUCGUCUGCUUCCCCUUCGCCCACAACGGGUUGGGUCAGUGUUGGAUGUUAUACCGACACGAGCAGUCCAAGAGCGCUUGGUGGCACGUCUACUACCUCGUCUUCCGACACUCCAGCUUGGUGUCAGUCGUACUGUUCCACACAAGGUUAUUCGUACGCCGGGGUUGAAUAUGGUAUGUUUUACCUCAACCCUCUUGUUUACGUGGUUGAAUUUUUUAUUUUUUAUUCUGUUUCGUUGAAUGACAGGUCAUGA
Molecule: messenger RNA, 927 nt
Organism: Cantharellus anzutake
Lineage: Eukaryota; Fungi; Basidiomycota; Agaricomycetes; Cantharellales; Hydnaceae
Product: WSC domain-containing protein
Exons: 2
Source: RefSeq, a predicted model, not a curated record